Aspergillus nidulans FGSC A4 is the source of this 1356-nucleotide messenger RNA. Its product is annotated as DUF895 domain membrane protein. The transcript has 4 exons. The record is from RefSeq and is a predicted model, not a curated record. Bases 1 to 1356 code for a protein of 451 amino acids. Lineage: Eukaryota; Fungi; Ascomycota; Eurotiomycetes; Eurotiales; Aspergillaceae. Gene Ontology annotation, cellular component: membrane.
AUGACCGACGAAGAGGUCGCAACCUCCGACUCUAUCACCACGCCUAGGAAAUACCCAGUGAAAUGGUACCGCUCGACCUACUUCAACGCCCUGAUACUGGGCUUGUGCAACUUCUUCGCACCGGGAAUCUGGGGUGCAAUGAACUCCCUCGGCGGCGGAGGUGCCUCAAAGCCCUACCUCGUCAACACCGCCAAUGCACUCACUUUCUGCCUUAUGGUGCUCUCCUGCUUCUUCGGCAGUGUGAUCGUGAAAUUCAUCGGCAUCAAAUGGACCCUCAUCGUUGGGACGAUGGGGUAUGCGCCGUACGCUGCGGGGAUCUAUACCCAGGUGCGGUACGAUAGUGACUGGCUGACGCUAUUUGGAGCCGCGCUUUGCGGAAUUUCUGCCGGGCUUUUCUGGAUGGCCGAGUCCGCUAUCGCGCUCUCUUAUCCGGAACCCCAGAACCAGGGCCGGUUUCUGGGUUUCUGGCUUUCCUUCCGGGUUGGUGGGCAGAUCGUUGGCGGGGCUAUCAAUCUCGGUGUCAAUGUCCAUCGCAACACGGCAGGGAGUGUGAGCUAUGUAGUGUACUAUAUAUUCAUCGCGCUGCAGGCCUUCGGUCCCUUUGUGGGUUUGCUCUUGACGAGCCCAGGGAAAGUUGAACGGACAGACGGUGUCCCAGUAAAACUGCGGAUCGCCAACAAUGUCUGGUUCGAGAUCAAAGCGAUGACCAAGCUGCUACUGAGCAAGAAGUUUGUCCUUAUCAUCCCGCUCAUCUGGCAGGCGACAUUCGGUGAGGCCGUCAUGUUUACAUACAACUCGCUUUGGUUCUCGGUGAGGGCAAGAGCACUGGGAAGUUUCGUGUCUGGAAUCAUGGCGAUCGUAUCGGGGAACCUGCUCGGUGCAUUUCUGGAUAGCAAGAUCUCGCUGAAGUUGAGAAGCCGUGUGGGAUUCAUCAUUGUGCUUGGUCUUCAGGGGGCAUGGUGGCUUUGGGGUACGAUUGUUGUCACAGAUUUCCACAAAACGAACCCCGUCUUCGAUUGGAGCGACUCUGGUGAUAGCUAUGGUCACCGUGAUGUGGAGCUAAGAGGCAAUAGGUACUUUAUCGUCGGCAACUUGGCAAAGGAUGAAGAAGAGGUCGUCCGUAUUGCCAGUCUGUUACGUGGUAUGGAGUCUGCCUCGCAGGCUGUUUCGUACGGACUAAGCAGUAUCUCCAUUAUGGCGUCCGUUGGAAGUAUCUAUCUCAACUUCGGCCUGUGGGCACUCGCUCUGUUUCCCGCUUGGCUUAUCAUUAGGGAGAUAGGGGUGUCAUUGGGCGACAAGAAGGUGGAGAGGGAGACGAGGACAGCGAGGGAAGUCAGCGGUGCAGGCGCGCACUGA